Molecule: messenger RNA, 318 nt
Organism: Prorocentrum cordatum
Lineage: Eukaryota; Dinophyceae; Prorocentrales; Prorocentraceae
Source: the annotation of a GenBank genome assembly
GUGUCCAUCAAGGAGUGGACGGUCCUGGACCAGAUCUGGGCCGAGAUCCGCCUCUCCGUGCAGGAGUUCGCCCAGUUCCUGGAGCGGACGUUCAACGAGAAGGUCGCGGACACGUGGGAGUUCUUCGACAAGGACGGCAGCGGCGGGGUCACCGAGGAGGAGUUCCUGCAGGCGGUGGCCCGCCUCGGCUACUUCGGCCCCGCGAAGACCAUCUACGCGUUCCUCGACCCCGCAGGAAGAGGCAGCCUGGGCCGAGAGUCCUUCGACCACCUGGCGGACUUCGAGAACAGCAUACUGGCCGUGGACAUGCGUGCGUAG